Molecule: messenger RNA, 2618 nt
Organism: Branchiostoma floridae (Florida lancelet)
Lineage: Eukaryota; Metazoa; Chordata; Leptocardii; Amphioxiformes; Branchiostomatidae
Product: ergothioneine biosynthesis protein 1-like
Exons: 18
Coding region: 198-2609 (803 amino acids)
Source: RefSeq, a predicted model, not a curated record
AUUUGUCCAGCUACUCGAGCUAGGGCGCCACACGCGGUGCAGCUUUUGUUGGGACACUGGACGGUCUUGCCUGUCACGGAAGCAACGGCCGCGGGAAAUCAGUUCACGUUCAACCGACCAAUAAUUCAGGCGCCGAAGGCACAGUGGAUCUUCCCUGAUAUUGUCAGCAUUUCGAGGACACAAAGUCAUUGAUCACCAUGGCGAUGAUGAAAGUUCUUACAGGAAAGUACCGCACCACUGGCAUGGCCCCUCUAGACCUCACCUCCUGUAGCAAAAGUGACAUCCUGGAGUAUUUCGAAGCCAGCUAUGACUUGAACGAAAGCCUCUUCACUGGGCUCAAGGACGAAGAUGCAUUCUACAAGUGUCCUGACCGCCUGAGGCUGCCGCUGAUCUUCUACUACGCCCACACGGCCACCGUGUAUGUGAACAAGCUGAUGCUGGCAGGGCUCAUGACAGAGAGGGUCAACCUGGACUUUGAGACGAUGUUCGAGACUGGUGUAGAUGAAAUGUCCUGGGAUGACACGGAGAACUACCGUAUGGGAGGCAGCUUCCAGUGGCCCGCAGUGGAGGAGGCAGUGGAGUUUCGCCGCCUGGUCCGCAAUCGCAUCCGUCAGCUGAUCGAGGACACGCCCCUCCAGCUGCCAAUCACCCAGGACAACCCAUGGUGGGCAGUGAUGAUGGGUGUUGAACACGAGAAGAUCCACAUCGAGACGUCCUCCGUGCUGAUUAGGCAGAUGCCCAUCACCAUGGUAACCACCCCGCCCAAGUGGAAGUACGCUCCAGCUAGCACAGGCACCAGUAUCAACAAGAAUCCCCUCCAACGUGUGGAGGGGGCAGAAGUGACGUUUGGCAAACCAGAGGACUUCCCUUCCUAUGGUUGGUGUGUGGAGUAUGGACAGAGAACAUUCAAUGUUCCAACAUUUGAGGCAUCCAAGUUCAAUGUGACCAACCGUGAGUUCCUGCACUUUGUGAAGGCAGGAGGGUACGAGAACUCCUCCUAUUGGACAAAGGAAGGCUGGAACUGGCGAUGUUUCCGUCAAUCGCGACAUCCCACAUUCUGGGUUUGUACCAAAGGAUGCAAGUCUGGCUGUGGGGCUGUCAUUUCUUCCCAUUCCCACUGCCUGCCAGAGCACUUCUCCACAACCUACACUGACCCAAGUAUCGGGCACUCCAAUGGGAAUGGUAGUCCUCAAAACGGGGCCCAGAAUGGAACGAGCAACGGGCACCAGAACGGUACCAGCAAUGGACACCAGAAUGGCACAGCCAAUGGACACCAGAAGGAAGAUGAAUGUAAUCCAGAUUUCAGGCUGCGAGUGAUAUUUGAUGUAAUGGAGAUGCCCUGGGACUGGCCGGUGGUGGUGAACUACCAUGAAGCUCGCGCCUUCUGCGCCUGGAAAGGUCCGGAGUUCCGCAUGCUGACGGAGGCAGAGUUCAACAUGAUCCGGGGCGUUGUACUGGGCGACCCCAGCAAGGGCGUGACCUCUGACCCUGUGUUCCACAAGGAUCCACAGGCCAACUUUAGGCUGACCUUCGGAUCAUCAUCGCCUGUCGAUUUUUACCCUCCAAACGACCUUGGCUUCCACGAUGUGUACGGGAAUGUCUGGGAGUGGGUGGAGGACCACUUUAACGGCCUGCCUGGCUACAAGCAGCACCACCUGUAUGACGACUAUGCCUCUCCCUGCUUCGAUUCCCGCCAUGGGCUCAUGUUGGGUGGUUCCUGGGCCUCUGACGGUACUUACAACUCCCGCUUCUCUCGCAUGGGUUUCCGCCGCCACUUCUACCAACACGCUGGCUUCCGUGUGGCACGGACUCUGCCCGGUGGGGGGAAGUCGCCCGUAGUCAUGGUGAAUACGGAAGUGUACAUUUUAGGAGCGGGGGUGGAAGAAAAUGAUCUGACUGUGCCGGAAACAGUCGGUCUGGAGGUCGUCCCGAUGGCGAGCACCAACAGACAGUUCCACCAGGAAACAGAAGAGGCCCUGGCGGCCAUGUUGGCCCUGCAGUACGGGGAUGGUGGCCAGAACUACUCCAAGGCGCUGGCAGAUUUCUGUGUGGAGAAGGCGAUCCAUUACGGCUGUCCACUCCAGAAGGUUGUACAGCUGGGAUGUGGGACAGGAGGAGUGACGUACCAGCUGGCCAAAACUUACAAGGAGGUGAUAGGUGUGGACUACUGUGGUCGAUGCCUGGAUGCUGCUAUUACGCUGCAGAAGACAGGGGAGUUUCACUGGCCGAUGCCUAUUCCGCAGAACAGUGCAAAGAAGCCUUGUACCGAGAACGGGACCGUCACUGUCAGCAUUCCAGCGGACGUGCAGAGGGACAGGCUGACCUUCAAACAGAUGACCUGGGUGCCCAACGAGAUCCCCAAAUCUGACCUGGUCCUGCUGGACUUCCUGGACAGGGUCACCAACCCUAAAGCCUGGUGGCUGCGGCUGUGGGAGAUCGUUACUGACAACGGGAUCGCCGUGGUGAUCUCACAGAAGAUUGGGAAAGAGGAACUCUCGGCUGACUUGAGCAAGAAGUUUAAUCUGCUAGAGGAACAGGAGUACCCGUUCCAGGACUCUCAGGGACAGUCCAAGGUUGCUAUGGCAACCAUCUGGAAGCUCAAGCUGUAACUAUGGCAA